UACGACAAAUUCUUAAAAUUACUAUUUAUGUUAUAACUGAUUUUCAUUAGCUAGGUUUUGUAAAGUCUAUGCUUUAAAAUAGUUAUCGUACUUGUAAUAUUUUUUAGAAUUUGAUAGUUGAGAUAAAGCUUAUCAGUUAUCAGUAAAAACAUUGCCGGCUCGCUAAGUGCAGACGUGUUCGGUGUUUUGUGUAAAUUACAUCUAAAUAAUUAAAAAUAUAUCAAUAUGUCCGGCGAGGGCUCAAGCUUAAAUGGAAACAGGAAGGUGGCGUUAAUCACUGGUAUAACUGGGCAGGAUGGAUCCUACCUCGCAGAGUUCUUGAUAGAGAAGGGUUAUGAAGUUCAUGGAAUACUAAGACGGUCAUCCUCUUUUAAUACAGGUCGUAUUCAGCAUUUAUAUGGACAGCCAGCAUGCCAUACUGGAGGGCAAAUGCAUUUACACUAUGGAGAUCUCACUGACACCACCUGCCUUAUUAGUAUUAUUACAAAGAUAAGACCCAAAGAAAUAUACAACCUAGGAGCACAGUCGCACGUCAAAGUGUCUUUUGAACUCAGCGAGUACACUGCACAAGUUGACGCGUUAGGAACUCUACGGCUUUUGGAAGCAGUCAGAACUGCUGGCUUGGAGAAGGAGACUAAGAUAUACCAGGCUUCCACUUCCGAGCUCUACGGAAAGGUUGUCGAGGUUCCGCAGACUGAAAAAACGCCCUUCUACCCUCGUUCGCCGUAUGCAUGCGCGAAGCUCUACGGCUACUGGAUAGUUAUAAACUACAGGGAAGCCUACGGUAUGUUCGCAUGCAACGGUCUGCUCUUCAACCACGAGAGUCCACGCCGAGGUGAGAACUUCGUGACGAGGAAGAUCACCAGGGGUGUGGCCAAAAUACAGCUGGGGCUCAUGAAGACCCUGGAGCUGGGUAACUUGGACAGUAAAAGGGACUGGGGACACGCCAAAGAUUACGUUGAGGCUAUGUGGCUUAUGCUACAACAAGAUGAGCCAGAAGACUUCGUAGUGGCGACCGGGGAGUCGCACAGCGUCAGGGAGUUUGUGCAGAAAGCCUUCGCCUACGUGGGCAGGCAGGUGGUGUGGAAAGGUGAGGGGGUCAACGAGACAGGCCACGACGCUAGCACGGAUGAGCUACUCGUCACUGUCAACUCCAAGUACUUCCGGCCUACUGAAGUGGACUUACUCCUUGGCGAUCCAUCGAAAGCGAAGCAGAAGCUAGGCUGGAUUCCGCGCGUGACCUUCGACCAACUCGUUAAAGACAUGGUCGAAGCAGAUCUUGAGCUCAUGAAGAAAAACCCUCAAGCUUAGUGACAUAUCUAGUGAGAUUUAUAUGAUUUUAAUAUGCUACAUCAACACACAAUGACGAAAGCGGCCGCCGCUUUCGAUUUUGGACGAAAGCUUUUAUUUUUGUAUUCAACGUAUUAAGCCUCGUAUUUAUUAGUAUACAUUUUGUAAAGAUUAUUACUUAUUACUGAGCUAGGGUUAUGCCCGUUUUCGCUAACAACGGACAAGGCAAUGUCUAAUCAAAGAAGAUUUCUAGGCAUACAUUUACCUUUCACCAAUCCAAUUUCAUUAGGCAACUCAAAUAACCUAACUUGUCUAUGGUUCUUGUCACAAGGCGUGCUAUU
Pararge aegeria (speckled wood butterfly) is the source of this 1631-nucleotide messenger RNA. RefSeq names its product GDP-mannose 4,6 dehydratase (gene Gmd). The transcript has 7 exons. NCBI's taxonomy places the organism in Eukaryota, Metazoa, Arthropoda, Insecta, Lepidoptera, Nymphalidae. Bases 226 to 1311 code for a protein of 361 amino acids. The record is from RefSeq and is a predicted model, not a curated record. Gene Ontology annotation, biological process: GDP-mannose metabolic process. Gene Ontology annotation, molecular function: GDP-mannose 4,6-dehydratase activity.